This is a messenger RNA of Suillus paluster, 921 nucleotides long. RefSeq names its product RTA1-like protein. Lineage: Eukaryota; Fungi; Basidiomycota; Agaricomycetes; Boletales; Suillaceae. Gene Ontology annotation, cellular component: fungal-type vacuole; plasma membrane. The record is from RefSeq and is a predicted model, not a curated record. The transcript is spliced from 7 exons. The coding region runs from base 1 to 921 and encodes 306 amino acids.
AUGUUCUUCCGAUCCUUACCAAGACCCGCGCAACGACCAUGUAAUGCCCUUGGCUAUAUCGCUAACAACACGCUAACCGCCGUCGCCUUUGGUUUUGUGCUGCUGAUCGCUCUCAUUCAGACCUACCAAAUUAUCUAUAAGGGGGCGAAGUGGAUGUUGCCCAUGUUUGCUGUAGUUUAUGUUAUAGGCUUUGGGUUUCGCUUCGCUUUGCAUUACAAUCCCGAUUCCUUGGGGAUUUUUAUCGCCGAGUACUUGAUGAUCGUAUUAUCUCCCUGUUUCUUCAUUGCUGCGGAUUACAUCCUUUUCGGUCGCCUUGCCAGGGACAUCGACUGCACUCAUCACGUCUUGCUUCCAGUGAGAUGGGUAACCCUCAUUUUUGUGAUGUCCGACGUGACUACUUUCAUCAUCCAGGCUGCAGGAGCCUCAAUGACUACAUCUACCAAUUCCAGCUCUGCUUCGGUGGGACGUCAUAUUUUUCUAGCCGGCCUCGUUGUGCAACUGGUCUCAAUCCUUUUCUUUUGUAUCGUUUAUGUACGAUUCCUUUACAAGCUCCGCGCUGAAGAGCAGGCUAUCUGGAUGCGAGACUCAAAGCAACGUUGGAAUAGCGAUUGGCGAACGCUCGCCGCUGCCUUGGCGGUUAGCUGUAUCUGCAUUCUGAUUCGUUCAUGCUACCGUGUUGCGGAGAUUGCUCAGGGCUCUAACGGCAGUCUCAGUGCAAGCGAGGCAGCCUUCUAUCUGGGUGAUACGCUUCCCCUUUGCGUGGCCAUCGUCAUGUACGUUCCAUUCUGGCCCGGAAGGUUCAUCCCAGCCAAACUAGCGCCAUCCUACGUCAACGAAUUGCAGGACGGUCAGGAGUUAUCAGUUUCUCGUACUACUUUAGUUUACAACCAUGAAGUACCCAUGGUGCCAGAUAGCUACUAA